GGCCCUGGCGCUUCCCCAAACGUCAGGGGGGCCCGUCCGGAGGGAAACGGGUGCGCGCGGCGGGACUGAAGCCCCCCACCCCCGCCCGCCGCGGUUCUGAUGCUGCGGCCCGGCCCGCACCGGUUCGACGGGGCGUUCCUGCGGGAUGGGCGCGGGCGCGCUGGCCGUGCGCCGAAGGAAGGCCACGGCCCGGCUGAGUGAGGACCCAGGAGGGAGCGUGGCCGAGCCGCCCGGCCCGCAGAACAGUUCCUGCGGCCAGAAGAUCUUCGGGGUCCCUCUGCAGGAGCUGCAGCAGCGGGGGCUCACCGAGCACGGGGUCCCCACCCUGGUGGGAACCCUGGUCGACUUCUUGACCGAGUAUGGGCUGGGCCAGGAGGGCCUGUUCCGCGUGGCCGGCAGCGUGCGGGCGGUGGAGGAGCUGCGGCGCGGGUUCGAGAGCGGCCGCCCGGUGCGGCUGGAAGCCGGGGACGUGAGCGCGGCCGCCAGCCUGCUGAAGGGCUUCGUGCGGGAGCUGCCCGGCGGGCUGCUGACCAGCGCCCUGGCCCCGCGCCUGCUGCAGGCCCUGCCAGAUGACCAGACGGGUGCCCAGGAGAGCUGUUUGCGGGACUUGCUCCGGGAGUUACCACGCCUUCACUACUGUCUCCUCAAGUGUCUCUGCCGGUUCCUGAGGAAAGUAGCGGAGCACCAGGCCCAGAACCGCAUGGACAUCCACAACCUGGCCACUGUGUUUGGACCCAGUUGUUUCCAUGUGCCGCCAGGACUUGAAGGCAUGAAACAACAGGACCUCUACAAUAAGAUAAUGGCUAAAAUAUUAGAAAACUAUGAUUCACUCUUUGACGUAGACUAUGCAGAAAGUGAUCACCAGCGGUGUCAAAACCUGGGAAGGCUCAUAUUAGUAAAAGAGGCCAGCUGCAGAAGCUCCCUGCCGAGUCUUCGGGCGGAAGACGUGGAAAGAGACGUGCUGAAGCCACUUUCUCCCAGACCCCGGCUGCUGAAGUCCAGGAGUGAGGGGUCGAUUCAGGCCUCCAGAGUCCCACAGCCAGAGCUGCCUGGUGGCGCCCCUCAGCUCAGUCUGCGGCGAAGCCACCGCCCGGCCCGCUGGAAUGGCCUGAGGUCAUCAGAGGACGCUGGUGAUGCCGGGAGGGGCUCCAGUGCUCGCGUGUCCCAAGUGGGCAGUGUGUCAGCCAGUGGAGAACUUCUAGAAAGAACCAUCCGGUCAGCUGUAGAGCAGCAUCUUUUUGACGUCAGUGGCCCUGGAGGCCAAAGUUCAGAAGCCCCAGACUCCCGACCCUCCUCAGCAUCUUCCACCACGUCCGCCAGACAGCGACGGCGCCUGUGCAUGCAGAGGGAUGAAGCUCCACUGGACCCAGACCCGGGACUUCUCAACAAAGAAAAUACUUCGCCUGGAUUCAGCAAUCUUGGUGAUUGUAUUUUGAAUACUCAGGCAGUGGAAAUAUUCCAUGAAAAUACUUCUGGGCAUAUUGAAGAAAGGGGAAAAUAUAAACAUCAGAAAUCCAGUACCAAACUUUCUGAGCUCAAUGAAAAUCAAGAAGGUCUUGUGAAUAUGGAAAGUCUCAGUCCCACACCAUCUCAUGAGGGGAAGAGUUCUGGUGCUGAACCAGUGUCCAACGAAAGUGUUUCUCACAGAGACAAUGGAGGAGGCGGCGACUGCAGCCAGCAUUCUGAGAGCCCCGCCAUGAAGAUCCAGGAGCAUCCCGGCCUACCUGACGCCAAGCUGUCCCGGACCCAGGAUGCGGCCGAGCAGCCCGAGAGCCCCGAAGUGGCGCUGUGCCCGGAGGAGCCCUGGGGAGAGCCCGCCCCCCCGGCGCCCACCUGGCAGCCCGAGACCGGAGCCACGGACGACGCGUGCCUCUCCCCGCAGCCCGGGCGCCUGAUCCGGCAGCUGCUGGACGAGGACAGCGACCCCCUGGUCUCCCCUCGCUUCUACGCCUACGGGCAGAGUGCGCAGUACCUGGACGACACGGAGGUGGCGCCUUCCCCGCCCAACUCCCACUCCUUCAUGCGGCGCCGCAGCUCGUCCCUGGGCUCCUACGACGACGAGCAGGAGGACCUGACGCCUGCCCAGCUCACGCGCAGGAUCCAGAGCCUCAAGAGGAAGAUCCGCAAGUUUGAGGACAGGUUCGAGGAGGAGCGGAAGUACAAGCCUUCCCACAGUGACAAAGCGGCCAAUCCAGAGGUUCUGAAGUGGACGAACGACCUUGCCAAGUUCAGGAAGCAGCUGAAAGACUCCAAGCUGAAGAUCUCCGAGGAGGAGCUGGCCCCCAGGAUGCGGCAGCGGAGCAACACGCUCCCCAAGAGUUUCGGCUCCCAGCUCGAGAAGGAGGAGGAGAAGAAGCAGGAGCUGGUGGACAAGGCCACGAGGCCAAGCGUGGAGGCCACGCUGGAGUGUAUCCAGAGGAAGCUGCAGGAGAAGCGGGCCGAGAGCAGCCGUCCCGAGGACAUCAAGGAUAUGACCAAAGCCCAGAUUGCGAACGAGAAAGUGGCCCUGCAGAAAGCUCUGUUGUACUACGAGAGCGUUCACGGCCGGCCGGUGACCAAGAACGAGCGCCAGGUGAUGAAGCCGCUGUAUGACCGAUACCGACUGGUCAAGCAGAUCCUGUCCCGGGUCAACUCCAUCCCCAUCAUCGGUUCUCCGUCCAGCAAGCGGAGAAGCCCGUUGCUGCAGCCCAUCAUCGAGGGCGAGACGGCCUCCUUCUUCAAGGAGAUCAAGGAAGAAGAGGAGGCUUCCGAAGAUGACAGCAGUGCGAGACCUGACUUCAUGAUCACUCUGAAGACUGAAUUUGGUGCACGCUGCUUUUUGGACCAAUUUGAAGAUGAUGCUGAUGGAUUUAUUUCCCCAAUGGAUGAUAAACUGCCACCAAAAUGCAGCCAGGAUACGGGGCUUUCAAACCUCCACGCCGCUCCAAUACCAGAGCUCCUGGAACACCUUCAGGAAAUGAGAGAAGAGAAGAAAAGGAUUCGAAAGAAACUGCGUGAUUUUGAGGACAGUUUCUUCCGGCAGCACGGGAGGACCGUCCAGAAGGAGGACCGCGGCCCCCUGGCUGAGGAGUACAAUGAGUACAAGCACAUCAAAGCCAAGCUGCGGCUCCUGGAGGUCCUCAUCAGCAAGGGAGACGCGGACUCCAAGUCCCUGUGAGGGGCUUCCCUGCCCUGAGGGCGGGGUGGGGGGGUUGCUCUGGCCCGAGCGCUCUGCAGAAGCCGGAAGGCCCGCUUGGUUCUGGACCUGCGCCUCCAGGCCUGUGGCUUCAGUUCCCGUCACCUGCCUUAGACACGCCUACAUGGAAGGAAACAACCUGCCCCGGGUAGGAAUUUUAUAAGGGAAAGUUCAGACUCCUGCACUUGUGCAAGCAUGCACGCCUGCAUGCAUGUGCGUGUGUGUGUGUGUGUGUGUGUGUGUGUCCACGCACGCACCUGCACACACACACACACACACACACAGGAGCGGGAACGUAACACUAGCAGUGAGGAGUGGCGUCGUUGAGACUCCCCCGCAGAGAACCGACGCUCUUCUUCCUUGGGAACGCAGAAGCCCGAGACCGUUCUCUGUCAAACUGUGAUCCCAAAAAAAUCAGCUCAGGAUUCCAUUCUGCAGAGCGAACUCUCUGGGCACACCCGUGUUCCUUCUGGACCCCGCCAAGUGGGAAUCUUCCUUGGAGCCCUAUUUGCUGCCUUGCCCAUCCUUGUGACCUUUCCCGACGUGUGUGAAUUAUUUCCCCUCGAGCUCUCAGGUAGCUGGAAGCCGCCUCUACCCGCAGGAGGCUGGAGGGCAUCGGUUUGGUGAUGUGUUUCCAGGCUUCCUCGGCGGACAGAGGGUCUGAUCCCUGACUAGGAGAGGCACCGUCUGCAGAGGACGGGUGGAACAACGGAAGCCGCGGUCCUGUUCCUGUGAUUUGUCAGGGAGCGGCAGAGUGAAGAGCCCCGAGGGCUCGUGGCUGACCGUGGCUGUGAGCAGUGGUCUCAGGUUUUGUCACUGGACGUCAGGGCUCGGACGGCCCGUCUGGGGCUGAGUUUUGUGCUGGCGUGUGCCAAGCUUCCAGGCUCUUGCUCACUUCCUAAGUCUAGGGGAUCACGAGACAGAAAGAGCCUGUGUUCUCAGCCUCCUGAGAACUUACCAGGGUUGAAUUUUUUAUUUUUAUUUUUAAGCUGCACUAAAAAUCCCCUCACUGAAGAGUUAAUGUAGCUUUCAGAGCUUAGCCAGAGGCAGAAUCUAAAUCACACCAUUUCCAAGAUCCUGUACAAAGAGGGGAAAAAUAAUGGUGUGUGUGUGGCCCAUGGUGAUUUGAAAUUUUUUCAGACUGUGUCACAAACCUGUCUAUAUUAGACGUUUUGGAGGGACCAGGGAAUUCCAGGCUUUGCAUCUCUCUUCCUUGCACAGAUCCCGCUUUGUGAUUGUCAUUUUCUCAGCCUUCUCCGUCCGCACUGAGAGCGGGUUGGGCCUUCUUUGUGCUGAGAGCUCCGUGGUGGGGUCUGCACGCCAGCCCUCAGGCAGAGAGAAGGCCUCACGGCCCCUCCCUCUUGCACAGGAACCAGGGAGACCCCUGAGAUGUUCCAAGAAUUGUUUUCUCCAAAGGUCCCAUUUGUUCCAUCUCAUGAGUAAAAAAAGAGAGAGAGAGAAUGUAAAACUCUACAUUCGUUUCCAAAAUGGGUCUGUGGCUAAGGAUUUGGCCCGCAGGAGUUGCACGUGGGGGGCCCGGGCACAGACCCUAGCACCCCAGACCCCAGUAAAGGGAAUGGGGGUGUCUAGAGAAGUUGGUCUGAUGGCUUUAUGAGCAGCGUUUUCCUUUGCUGACAUGAGUUAAUCGCGCUCUCCAAGACAUAAUCGCCCAGGUGGGGAGCAGGAGGGAAAGAAUAUCUUUCAAUUCCCUUUUUUUUAAAAAAAAAUAUUCAUAUAGGGGCCAGAGAGAUAGUACAGUGGGUAGGGCACUUCCCGUGUCACAGCUGACCCCCUGCCCCCCUGCCCCCAUAUGGGGCUGACCACCAUCAGGACGAGUGAUAUGUGACGCUAGUGUGGGCCCGAAACCAAGAAGCCCAUGUAGGAGCAUGAAGUUCCCUGGUUUAACCCACACACUUAAAGAUGGUACAUAACCUUGCAAUUUAAAAUGUAUGUGAAAAUAUAGUUUGGUAUUCUUUGCUCAACUGUUUACAUUGCAGAUUGAUAUAAUUUCAAGGAGUUAUAUUAUAAAUAAAUAAUAUGAUGCACUUUAGGACAUUUUCUACUUUUGAAAUCGGAACAUGAAUUAUUCACGUGACCAAAAAUCAUAUUUUUAAAAAGAAACAUGUCUAGUCUGUCCUUUCAAAGUAAUCGUUCUCUAAAUAAGCUAUAAAUGUGAAUCAAACCAUUACCUGUUGACGUUUAAAAAGCACAUCUGUCUGAGAGUAUCGCUCUGAAAAUAGGGAGCUGCUACGGAAUUUCAAGAGAAAACAUAAGCUAUAUCAAUGAGAAGCUACUCAAUGUUUUUGAAAUCUUUUGUUUCUGCCAAAGGUAAACGAAGUAGCAGAUUUAUUCAGGAAUCCCCACUCGAAUUUGUAUGAUCGAAUAAACGCGAACACUGAGUGAAAUAAA
This is a messenger RNA of Sorex araneus (European shrew), 5584 nucleotides long. RefSeq names its product family with sequence similarity 13 member A (gene FAM13A). The coding region runs from base 146 to 3157 and encodes 1003 amino acids. Lineage: Eukaryota; Metazoa; Chordata; Mammalia; Eulipotyphla; Soricidae. The transcript is spliced from 23 exons. The record is from RefSeq and is a predicted model, not a curated record. Gene Ontology annotation, biological process: signal transduction.